AUGAACAGGAUUAACGCAGUUGUUACUCAGUCCUGUAAUGAAUUGAAUUUGGCCUGCCCUGGGUUUAAGAAAGCAUCGUUCUCAUCGGAAGAAACUUCGGAAACCGGGCUAGCGCGUGCUCGACCAAGAUUUUCGUCCUCCUGGUCAUCCAUUAACAAUAUUCCGGGCCCUGCUAGCUGGCAACAAGGCGUAAACAAUAUCGCUCAUAAUCAUCCGAAUGCCUCUCAAAACCGACCAUACGGUCGCCCAAGUCACACGCCAACAAACAGUCGUCCUCACUCGUCUAAUAACUGGAGUACAAAUCAAAGGCCUCCUCAAAGCGCAUGGAUUAAGAUUCCAAAAUUCAGUGGCAAAUUUUCCGGAAGAAAUAUGGACGAGAAUUCGGGUCCUUUCGUGAACUUGUACAAACAUCGAAAAGAUGGAAGCUACAAUAUUCGCCGUCACUUUGAAGGAUAA
Oikopleura dioica is the source of this 456-nucleotide messenger RNA. Lineage: Eukaryota; Metazoa; Chordata; Appendicularia; Copelata; Oikopleuridae. The record is from the annotation of a GenBank genome assembly.